This is a messenger RNA of Onychostoma macrolepis, 2408 nucleotides long. It is a transcript of the gene ddah2, whose product is annotated as dimethylarginine dimethylaminohydrolase 2. Gene Ontology annotation, molecular function: amino acid binding; dimethylargininase activity. The coding region runs from base 466 to 1326 and encodes 286 amino acids. The record is from RefSeq and is a predicted model, not a curated record. NCBI's taxonomy places the organism in Eukaryota, Metazoa, Chordata, Actinopteri, Cypriniformes, Cyprinidae. Gene Ontology annotation, biological process: arginine metabolic process; positive regulation of nitric oxide biosynthetic process. The transcript has 6 exons.
AACAAUGUAGGAAGACUGCGUCCCCUGGUUAUGAGUCGCGAUGAGUAGAUCCCCAGGAUCGCUUCUGGUCAGGCAGGAGGAAAGGAAAGGGACUGGACAGGAUGAUGGACUGAGGGGGAAGGGAAAGAGGAGAAUAACGGUGUGGUGUUAGUGCGCGGCGGUCAAACAGCUCAGCGCGUUCACAGAAACAAACCGAAUUAACGCGCUUCAUCGACUCAUAAGGCAGUAUUAAAGGGACAAACACACUCCUGGAGGUGUCUGCUCUGGGGAUUCAGGGACGUUGAGAAUGAUUUGCUGAUCCAGUUGCUGUUGGCUUCCAAUCACUUCCACUCCAAGACUGUCCUUCAUAGACUUCAGACUUGCUCAGUUUGUGAAUCAGAGUCCCUCACAGACACACACACACACACACACACACACAAACAUUCAGGCUUGUCAUAAACACACACCAUUCAUAUACACGCCGUCAUGGCCAACAUAUAUCCGUACGGCUGCUUCACUCAUGCUGUGGUCAGAGGUAUCCCAGAAUCCUUUGGGAAGUUGGCGGAGGGUGGAGAAGGGCUUCAGACGGACCUGGCCAAGGCUCAGCGUCAGAUGGGGGUGCUGACAGGUGCGCUGAGGCAGAAGGUGGGGCUGCAGCUGAUAGAGAUCCCAGCCGCCUCGGAGCUGCCCGAGAGCUGGCGGAUCGAAGACGUGGCUGUGAUCCAGGGCGACACGGCGCUCGUCACACGACCCCUCAAACAGCAGAGGCGCGCUGAGGCGGAGGCCGUGAGGCGCGUCCUGAGCGAGCUGAAGCUGACGGUGCUGGAGAUGGGCGACGAGGAGGGCGGCUCUGCUGGAGCCACUCUGGAGGGAAGCGACGUCCUCUUCACUGGAAAAGAGUUCUUUGUGGGCAUUUCGAAACACACCAAUCACCGUGGGGCAGAGGUUUUGGCCGACACCUUCAAGGACUUUGCGGUGUCCACUGUGCCUGUGUGUGGAGGCUCUCGUCUGAAGAACAUCUGCUCCAUGGCCGGCCCCGAUACCAUCAUCAUCAGCAGCAGCGACGGGGCCAAGAAAACACUCCGAGUGAUGGAGCAGCUGACUGACCAUCACUAUGAGAUCUUGUCUGUACCCGAGGACGUCGCUGCUAACUGCAUUUAUGUCAGAGGUCCUGCUAAAGUGGACUUCCUCCUGCACCCCACAGCCGAGGAGUGUCCCAACAGUGUUCCUGCUUUCCAGCGUUUGACAGACUACACCCUGCUGCCCACCGCCUGCAGCGAAGCCUCCAAACUCGGGGCGGCGCUGUCCUCCCUUUGCCUGCUUAUCAACAAGAAACCCAACUAUUGAGACACUCGAGUACAAUCACUGCAUAAUCACAUUUACUUUCUUUACAUCUUACCUUUUCGUAUGCGUUCACUUCAGCCUGAGGUUUUAGGGGCUGCCACUAUCCAUGUUUCUCUAAUGCUUUCGUUUCUUAGCUCUCUUAUAUGCAGGUUUGUUUAGAUUUGUAGAAUGGACACACAUUAUGAGAGUAUUAUAAUAAAUGGCCUUGAAAUAAACGACAGAUGAACCGUUCGCUCACAGUGAGAUGAGAGGUUAAAGUGAUGGCUCACCCCAAGAAUAAAUUCUGUUAUUUACUCCUUUUCCAGUUCAGGGGUUUUUAAUUCUGGACCUCAAGCUUCAACCGUGACCAAACACACUGGCCUUUUUAUCAGCCCUGAACACCGAGAUCAGCUUGUUCAUGUGCGCUCGAUCAGGACUGUGGACCUCGAGGUCCAGAGCUUACAAGACGUGUAGUUUCAUGGCUUCGGUCGGUAUAUUCUGCUAUUAAAGGUAGUCAGGUACAAUAAUUUAAUUGCUUUUCUGCCCAAUUAAGAUGUGCAUGUUAGUGGACAAAUCAGAUUAUACAGAUAGCUGUACUGUGGCAGAGUUAACGUCAAGCACAGAACCAGGCUCUUGUUCAUUGAGGUGUCCGGGAAGGGAUGGGUUUGGUUGAUUUUUACUGUGCUGAUCUAACCCAAACCAAAACCCACAUAUGAACCUGUCAGAACAGCAUAGCAUGUAGAGGCCACCACAUACGUUAACUUGUGGGAAUGUGGAGUAUGUUGUGGCUGUGAUAUACGAGGCCACAAAUGGCUUUUUCAAGGUAGCAGCAUCGUUACUAUAUGUUGUGAUGUCAGUGUAAUGUGCUUUUCCGUUGUUCCAUUAAUGCAAAAAGUACUUUAGUAGGUUUUUUUCCCCUCAAUUGUAUUGACACUAUUGAAAAAUGAUUGUUUGCUCUCCCAGUGGUUUAUAUCAUGAGCAGUUAUGAUUCAUUUACAGCAAAGGAAAAGGAAACACGAAUGCCUUCAUCUCCAAAAAGGCUCAGUUGUAAGAUAUUUUUGAUAUGUAUUAAACCAAUAAAAGUUAUAAUUUCAAUCAUCUUGUAU